Molecule: messenger RNA, 1854 nt
Organism: Diplodia corticola
Lineage: Eukaryota; Fungi; Ascomycota; Dothideomycetes; Botryosphaeriales; Botryosphaeriaceae
Product: d-arabinono-lactone oxidase
Exons: 1
Coding region: 1-1854 (617 amino acids)
Cellular component (GO): membrane; mitochondrion
Molecular function (GO): D-arabinono-1,4-lactone oxidase activity; FAD binding
Source: RefSeq, a predicted model, not a curated record
AUGGCGUCCGACGACCUGCCCGCGCGCGUCGUCGACGAGCUCACCAAGCUCGACCCGGCCGUGCCUUUUCGCGCGUCCAAAACCCACGUCCACCACACCUGGGCCCGCACCUUCCACUCCUAUCCCGAGCUCUACAUCCGCCCGCAGUCGCUCGCCGAGAUCCAGAAGGCCGUCGUGCUCGCCCGCCGAUGCCGCCGCCGCAUCACCCUGGUUGGCUGCGGCCACUCGCCCAGCGAUCUGACAUGCACCUCGGCCUGGAUGAUGAACCUGGACCGGUUCAACAAGAUUGAGCGCAUCGACCGUGGGACGGGCAUCGUGCAUGUCCAGGCCGGCAUCCGCCUGUACCAGCUGAACGAAGCCGCCCUGGAGCACGGCCUCACCAUGCCGAACCUGGGCAGCAUCAACCAGCAAUCCAUCGUCGGCGCCAUGGCCACUGGCACCCACGGCAGCAGCCUUCAGCACGGCCUGCUGUCCGGCGCGGUGCGCAGCCUCCGCAUGGUCCUGGCGAACGGCUCCGUGGUCUUGUGCUCCGCUGAGCAGAACGUCGACCUUUUCCGGGCUGCGCUAGUAUCGCUUGGCGCGCUGGGCAUCAUCGUCGAGGUCGAGUAUCAGAUGGUACCACAGGCCAAGAUCGAAUGGGAACAGACCUUGAAGCCGCUCAGCUACGUGCUGGCAAAGUGGGACCAGGACCUAUGGACACGGAAGGAGUUCACGCGGGUUUGGUGGUGUCCGUACAUGAAGCGCGCCAUCAUCUGGUCUGCCGAAAAGACGGACAAGCCGUUGCGGUCUGCCGUGUCGAGCUGGUACGGCGGCUCGGUGGGCUUCCACACCUACCACAUCCUGCUGUGGAUUGCCAACUACAUCCCGCCCAUCCUCCCCGCCAUCGAGUGGUUCGUCUUCGGCAUGCAGUACGGCUUCAGCCACGACACGACCACUUCGGCCGUCGAGCCCAUGCACACCGGCCUGCUCAUGAACUGUCUCUACUCGCAAUUCGUCAACGAAUGGGCGCUGCCGCUGCACAAGGGCCCCGAGGCCAUCACGCGCCUGUCGGCGUGGAUCCACGGCGACGAGCAGACGGCCCGCAUCCCCUUCUCCCCGCGCGGCGUCUGGGUGCACUGCCCGAUCGAAGUGCGCGUCGCCGACACCUCGCGGCGGCGGCAGCAGCAGCAGCAACAGCAGCAACAGCCGCGCCCCUUCCUCGACCCCAGCUACGCCGACGGCCCGACGCUCUACCUCAACGCCACCCUCUACCGGCCCUACCACGCCGACCCGCCGUGCCACGCCCGCUACUACGAAGCCUUCGAGUGGCUGAUGCGCGACCUCGGCGCGCGCCCGCACUGGGCCAAGAACUUCGACGCCGUCGACCACGCCCUCCUCUCGCGCCUCUACGGCCCCGACCUCGACGCCUUCCUCGCCGUCCGCCGCCGCGUCGACCCGGACGGCAUGUUCGUCGGCGCCUGGCACCGCCGCGUCCUGCUGCCCCCGCUCACACCCGCGCCCGCGCCCGCGCCCGCCGCCGAGGGGCAGGCGGGCACCCACCCCCACGCCCACCAGCCGCGCAUGGCCCUCGAGGAGCGCGAGGUCGCGCGCCGCCCGCGCCGCGCCGGCGGCGUCGACUGGAUCGGCGAGCAGGCCGCGCCCGUGUGGGGCCGCAGCCCGCGCGGCAGCUUCGGCAGCUCGUCCGCCGCCGAGAGCGUCGAGAGCUUCGACGUGCUGCACACCGCCGAGGCCGAGGCGAGCCAGCUGCUCGAGGCCGCCGUCGAGGACGCCAACGACGAGCCCGUGGGCGUGCAGCAGUUUCACGGGAGCGCCGUGGCCGGCUUCACGGGGACGCGGGUGUUUGACAAGAUGUAG